GGGUAUGGAAUUUUACAGUUCAAAAACAUGGUCCGUCGCUUGAUUGAAAUAACCGAAUACUCAAUCAGUAAAGGAGUUCGAGUGAUGAUCGAUGCAGAACAGACCUAUUUCCAACCAGCCAUCUCAAGGAUUACAAUAGAAAUGAUGAGAAGGUACAAUAAAGAGCGUGGAAAUGUUUUCAAUACCUAUCAGGCUUAUCUUCGAAAUGCUUUGGAUUGUAUGGAAUGUGAUAUGCAGCAAGCCAGUAGAGAAGGAUGGCAUUUCGGUUUCAAGCUAGUCAGGGGAGCUUAUAUGGAGCAGGAACGGAAGCGAGCUUCCACCAUUGGUUAUCCCGAUCCAAUAAAUCCAAAUUUUGAAGCCACUACCGAGAUGUAUCACGCGUGUCUGAAACGACUUGCUGAGGAGCAUGUACGUCGUGGAAAAGGCAGUGUUUCGGUGAUGAUCGCAAGCCAUAAUGAAGACAGUACGAGAUUUGCCGUUAAUCUGAUGAAGGAUUACGGAAUCGCUCCCAGCGAAAAGAUCAUGUGCUUUGCUCAACUCUAUGGAAUGUGUGAUCAGAUCUCAUUUUCACUUGGUCAAGCAGGAUAUUCGGUUUACAAGUACUUGCCGUAUGGUCCUGUUGAUAAAGUGCUACCUUACCUUACUCGAAGAGCAACUGAGAAUAGUAGCAUACUGAAGAAGGCAAAUAAGGAAAAGGUAAGCUUUUCAGAUAAGAGCUGGUUAUGGGGCACCAUUAUGGAAAAGUCUGAAAACUAG
Molecule: messenger RNA, 756 nt
Organism: Haemonchus placei
Lineage: Eukaryota; Metazoa; Nematoda; Chromadorea; Rhabditida; Trichostrongylidae
Source: the annotation of a GenBank genome assembly